AUGAAUAAACCACAAAGUAUUAACUUUGAAGCACUUGAUGAUAACUGUCCUCCAGAACAAUUACCAGAGUCAUGGAAAAUUAUAUUAAGAGAGGCUGGUGUUAAAAAGAAAGACCUUCAAAAUCCAGAAACAAGAAAGAAAGUAUAUGCUUAUAUGAGACAAUCAGUUUAUGUUAAAAAAACUCAAGAAGAAUUAGAUAAACAGAAAGUCUCUGCUCAUGAUGUUAGAAGAAUGUCUGUUUCUGUAAAACAGAGAUAUAAAGUCAUAGAAGGAAAACAAAGAAUACAACCCAACUUUGUUUCUGCUAAACCACAAACUGAUGUUAAACAAAGUUCUUUCUUAAGUACAAGACAACCACAUAUGAAAUCACCAAAUACUACUCCUCAACACCAAACACAAUCAUCUUCUGUGACUUCAACAAAAACAACACAAGCUUUGUUUCAAAAAACUUCUACUUCUCCAUCAAUAAAAUUUGGUCAAACACCAACUAAACAACAAACUAAUGUAGAAAAUUCUCCUACCAGAAUAAAAACUCCAGAAAAACCAACACUUACUAACUCAAAAAGUCCUGAGUCCCAACAACUAAUAACACCUAAACCUACUGGUUAUGGUUCUAAAACUCCUUCGUCUUUAACAACACAACCUAAAUUACAAACAAAAUCUAAUAGUAUGUUUUCAAAAAAAUCAGUUAAACCAACAACUACAUCUAGUACAACAAAUAAACCUUCUAGCACAUCAACACCUACUGUUAGUACACCUUCUAGUAAUAAUGAGUCAUCAACUCAAAAAUCACAAAACUCAUCCUCAUUUGCUCCUCAUGCUUUUGGUUCAAAAAUUGAUACGUCUGCAAAGUCAGGAUCAGUUAAUAAUCCCACUCACUUUGUUUCUAAUCCUCAACCACAACCUAUUACAAAAAAAUCAUUUACAACACCAUCUUCUUCUACCCUUAAACAAACAACACCAUCACAACCACAAAGCUCUUCAAUGAACUCAUUUAAUAAAUCAAGUGUAGUUAAACAAACUACUACUGCUUCAGUUAAUACUAGUAAACCACUAACACCUAAAUCACCUACAUCAUCUUUGAAUGAAAAUAAAGUAUCAACAGGUUCUCACAUCAACUCUACUAUAUCAUCUCCAAUUAAACAAACACAACCAACAACAUCACAAACUCUUCAAACAAGAAAGCAAUCACUAACACCUUCUCAUCAAAUAAGUGCUGAACAAAUGAAACAACCAUUAGUUAAAACGUCAACUAAUACUCAAAAACAGCAACCAAGUAUUUCUAAACAAGAGUCUUUUUCUUCACAACGAGUUGCUAAAUCACCAGAGCCAACCUUGAAAGAUAUGUCUCAAAAUGUUUCUAAAUCCACUGAACCUGCUAAAACAAAUACUACAGUUAAAGGAAUACAAAAACAAAGUAAUAUUCCUGUUAAAGAAACAGAAUCAUCCACUGUACAAGAAACUAUUAAAUCACCAAAAACUCAACAACCUAACAUUGAAAAACCUAUAGUAUCUAACCACCAAUCUACUGCUAGCCAACCUAAAUUAUUGGUAAAUCUUAAAUCAUCACCUACAAGCUCAUCUCCAUCAAAUACAAAUAAUAGUGAUAAAGAAAAAGUUGAUUUAUCUAAAAUGUCAUUUGUCCAAAGACAACGAUAUUUGAGAGAGCAGCAAGACUUAGAAGCACAAAAAACUUCUGUAACACGUAAUGUUGUUAAGCCAACUCCUUCAUUCAAAAAGUCUGCAACACAAAGCAGCACUAUUGAAGAAAAACAAAAGGAAGGCAUGAAACAAGAAACUAAUCAACAAACUGAAGAAGUUGAUUUGUCUAAAAUGACAUUUGUCCAACGACAACGCUGGGAAAGAGAACAACAAGAUAAGAGAGCAGAACAAACAACUGCAAAAUCACAUGGGUAUGAAGCAAAGUUUGCUAAACAAACAUCAACUCCUAAAGACAUUGUUUAUCAAGACAGCCGUGAAGAUAUAAAUGGUGUUAACAAAGAACUACAACAGGGUAAUGAAGAAGACCAAUGUGUCAAACCUUCUAGUAUGGGACUCAAGUCAAGUGCGGCUCAAAUUGUGGCUCAAAGAAAAAAAUUACCAAAGAGUGGAAAGAACAAUACUUUGACAGGAUCAGCAUCACUUAAUGCUUAUAUCCAAAGACAAGAACAAUACAAACAAGAUGAAAUUGAAAGAGAAAAAAUACGUAUGGAAAUGCAAAGAAAACGUGAAGAAAUUCAAAGAAAACAAGAUGAAAUUAGAAAGAUGAGAGAAGAAACUGAAAAACAACAUAAGAAAGGAGAAGAGAGAUUAAAACAAGAAGAAGAACGAUUCAAGAAAGAAGAGGAAGAAAGAAAGAAAAAGGAAGAAGAACGUUUACGACAAGAAGAAGAAGAGAACAAAAGAAUUAAAGAAGAAAGACAACGUAAAGAAGAGGAAUUGAGAAAAAAGAAAGCUGAAGAAGAACGAAAGAGAAAAUUAGAAGAAGAAGCACGUAAACGAAAAGAAGAAGAAGAACAAAGAAAAGAAGAAGAGGAAAAGAGAAAAGUAGAAGAAGAGUUAAAGAAGAAAGAAGAGGAAGAAAGAAAAAGAAAAGAAGCUAUUGAACUGAAAAAGAAACAACUUGAAGAAGAACGUAAAAAGAAAGAAGAAGAAAGAAAGAAAAGGGAAGAAGAAGAACGUAAAAAAGAAGAAGAGGAAGAACGACUCAAACAAAUUGAACAAGAAAAACAAAGAAAACUUGAAGAAGAACGUAAAAAGAAAGAAGAAGCAAUUAAACGUAAAAAGGAAGAAGAAGAACGUAAGAGAAAAGAAGAAGAAAGACGUAAGCGUGAAGAGGCUGAAAGAAAAAGAAAGGAAGAAGAAGAACGUAAGAGAAAAGAAGAAGAGGCUAAAAGAAAAAUUGAACAAGAAAGACAAAGAAAAAUUGAAGAAGAACGAAGAAAAAAAGAAGAAGAAGAACAAAGAAGGCUUGAAGAAGAGAAAAAAUUAUUGGAAGAAGAACAAAAGAGAUUAGAAGAAGAAGAAAGAAAGGCAGAAGAAGAAAGAAAACGUGUUGAAGCUGAAAGAAAAAGAAAGGAAGAAGAAGAACGUAAGAGAAAAGAAGAGGAAGAAAGAAAAAGAAAAGAAGAAGAGCGUAAGAGAAAGGAAGAAGAAGAACGUAAGAGAAAAGAAGAGGAAGAAAAGAGAAAGAAAGAACUAGAGGAAUUAAAAAAGUUAAAAGAAGAAGAGCGUAGAAAGAAAGAAGAAGAAUUAAAGAGAAAACAAGAAGAAGAGAAACGUAAAGCUGAGGCAGAAAGAAAAAGAAAAGAAGAAGAGGAACGUAAGAGAAAGGAAGAAGAAGAACGUAAGAGAAAAGAAGAAGAAAAACGUAAAGCCGAAGAAGAAAGAAAGAGAAAAGAGGAGGAGUUAAGAAAGAAGAAAGAGGCAGAAGAGAAGAAAAGAAAACUUGAAGAAGAACACAAGAAAAAAGAAGAGGAAUUAAGAAAGAAGAAGGAAGAAGAAGAAAAACGACGACAAGAAGAAGAAAAACGUAAAGCCGAAGAAGAAAGAAAGAGAAAAGAAGAAGAAGAAAAGGCGAGAAAAGAAGAAGAAGAGAGAAUUAAACGGGAAGAAGAAGAACGUAAGAAACAAGAAGAAGAAGAACGUAAGAAGAAAGAAGAAGAAGAGCUUAGAGUUAAACAAGAAGAAGAAAAGAAAAAAAGAGCAGAAGAAGAAGAGAAACGACGAAGAGCAGAAGAAAGAAAGAGAAAGGAAGAAGAGGCACGUAAAAAAGAAGAAGAAGAAGUUGAGAGAUUAAAGAAAGAACUUGAAGAAGAAGAACGUAAAUUAAAAGAAGCUGAAGAAGAAAGAAAACGUAUUGAAGCUGAAAGAAAAAGAAAAGAAGAAGAAAAGAAAAAAAGAGAAGAAGAGGAAAAACGAAAGAGAGAAGAAGAGGAAAGAAAAAGAAAAGAAGAAGAAGAGAAAGCGAGAAAAGAAGAAGAGGAAAAACGAAAGAGAGAAGAUGAAGAAAGGAUGAGACGACACGAAGAAGAAAGAAGGAAAUGGGAAGAAGAACAAAAAGCAAGAAUGGCUGAGUUUGAAGAAAUGAAACGUGAGGCAGAAAGGUUAAGACAAGAAGCAGCACGUUUGAAAGAAGAAGAAGAACGAUUGAAACAAGAGGCUGAAAGACUUAAAAAAGAAAAAGAAGAAACCGAAAGGUUUAAAGCAUCUUUGUUAGAUUCCAGUGCGAAAACAUCCUCUCCAUCAUCAAUUGCUACACCACCACCACCUCCUCCAACAUUGAGCAUGCCACCACCACCUCCUCCAACAUUGAGCAUGCCACCACCACCUCCUCCAACAUUGAGCAUGCCACCACCACCUCCUCCAACAUUGAGCAUGCCACCACCACCUCCUCCAACAUUGAGCAUGCCACCACCACCUCCUCCAACAUUGAGCAUGCCACCACCACCUCCUCCAACAUUGAGCAUGCCACCACCACCUCCUCCAACAUUAAACGUAACAAGUUCACCAACAACUACAAUGACACCAAGUUCUGGUGCAACUCUGUCAUUAGCAGAAAUGAUUGCAGCUAAACAAGGUAAAUUAAAGGCAACUGAAAUUGAAGAACGAGUGGUCCAAGAAGAUGAGGUUGUUUUAGCAUUAAGAGGAAUUCUUACCGCAAGAAGACAAGACACUAAUAUUUCUUCUGAUGAAGAAGAAGAAGAUGACGAUGACUGGAGCGAAUAA
Molecule: messenger RNA, 4728 nt
Organism: Entamoeba histolytica HM-1:IMSS
Lineage: Eukaryota; Evosea; Mastigamoebida; Endamoebidae
Exons: 1
Coding region: 1-4728 (1575 amino acids)
Biological process (GO): actin filament organization
Source: RefSeq, a predicted model, not a curated record